UUAUUUAUAAUUCACUAGCCCGCAGAACGCAAUCAGUCCUUCUAUGGAACUGUUUAUAGUGUAAUAAAACAUAGUAAGAAUUAAUAAAUGCUUUUAAGUACCUCCUCAAAUAUUAAUUCGGAAGUGGGGAUGAAUUUAUUUAUUUAUGAAGGUGUCUGAAGAUCAUUUUUCGAUUAACGAUUGUUUGCUCGAUACCUACAAUAUGUAUUUUGUACAAUUUUUAUUACAUUUAAUAUAUUAUAGGUGCUUGAAUGUGCUAUAUAAUAUUUGGUUACUCACAACCUGGUGAGUGUUCGUUUUUGAAUAUACAUAAAAAGUAAUUUGAAUAGUAAUAAAAACAUAUAACAUCGAAUAUUAUUUAGAUGAAGUUGUUCAUAAUUAAUAUAUUUUAACUGUGGAACCUUAAAAUAUGCGUGCCCAGACAUGUACUGACAAUACAAACAUACUUCCAAGAAGAGAAGAUGUUGAUUCUUCCUUGUAUUUAAACUUAAAUAAACAUUUCGGUUCAUAGCAAACAAUAGUCACUCUACAUUUACCAAAGUUAAAAAAUCAUAUUAUCAGUUUCCUGUCAAAGUACUAUAACGUCAACGACAUAAACUGUCUUAUCCACAGAACAGAAAAAAAGGUCUUAUCAACCUUUGUUUAACUAUCAGCCGUUCCUAAAAGUCUAUCCUCAGGAAAACUUGUUGAAUAAUUUCAUGCGAAUACAUUUUGUUACGUGGAAGAUAGCAUUUACAAUUCGUACGUCUCGGUACAUAUGGUUUUUUUUUUUUAAUUUUAUAUAUGUGGGAAACAAACAAUAUUAAUAACAAAUACAAAUAAAACAUUUUAAAAUAGCAUAUUAAUCAGUAAAGUUUCCACUAAUAGUUUUUACAAUAAUCAUUGUUAUGUCAAAGUUAGAAAAUUGUUAAUCUUAAAAUUACAUUUAAUUAAAUAAGGACAGAAAAAAAUAUUACGACUGUAAAUAAGAAUAACAAUAUCACCCAGUGUUCGUCAGGGUUAUCAUUUUUUAACUCCCGACGCAAAUAAAGGGUGUUAUAAUAACUUUUAUGUGUGUGUGUAGGUGUCAUUCUGUCUGUGGCAUCAUAUCUCUCAAACAGGUGAAUCGAUUUGGAUAAUUCUUUUUUUUGUUAGAAAUAUGACUUAUUUUCCCAAGUUGUUUUAGAGAGGGAAUGGUACAAUUAAUGCUAAUGGAGUUAAAUUUCAUGUCAUAUUCUUUACAAAACCUAUAAACAAAAAUAUUGUAAAUAUUUAUUACUUAACAAUACAACCUUCACGUUUCUACAGUGUUUCUACAAAAAUGUCAUCAGGGCAAUAUUGGUUCUAUUGUAAACGACUUCUGAUAAAUCAUCUCUAAUUGAAACGAAUCUGUAAUGUAAACUAGUAGGAAGGAGUACAGCAGACAGUUCAGUUUAACGAACCGUAGAGAGCAGACGCCUUCACAGUGAACAACUCGCAAGGAAAUGUGCAAAGUGCAAAGCGACGACCGUGACGACGACCUUUAAACUUUUUAAUUUUUAAAACAUUACAGUCUCGUAUUCAAUAUAGCCAGUGACAAAACUCCUUUCAAAAAUAAAUUGUCGAAUUCUAUUUCUUAUCUGUGCUACGUAAUUUUUUGCAAAGAUAACAUUAUCGCGGAAAGAUCAGUUCGUUAUCUAUGCGGUUAUUUUUUAAUUUGCGUGUGACUUGUGUUUGUAUUGUUGAGUGGCUGUGUAGAAUAUAGAAGUUUCUUUUAGGCUUGCGGUUGUGGUUAGAAUAUAAGAUCCCACCAAUGCAGCCACGAUGCAAACAGCACGCGAGUCGAGUAGACAGAAGCGUUGUAACAAAAGGCGUAACUCGAGAAAGAAAUCAUUAUCGCCGUCUGACUUGAAAUGCCAGCGCGGGGACACAAAAACGGAUGGCAAACUGAGCAAGAGGUCUCUGUCGGAGGGAUCGGUGAAAGUGAAACAUAGGAAAAGUAAUAUACGUAGAACUCUAACCCACCCGUUCACUUGUACAGACGAUAUUAGGGAUGUGACGAUGAUAGGUGUGUUCAAUAGGGACGUGAAAGUGGAUGUUGUGCCGCCGGAAAGUGAUGAUUCGAAUCUACCGCCUACUAGUAGUGAUCGGGAUACGGAGGACGAUGGAAGGGCGUUGCGUCCUACACCUGUACGACCGCGAUGGGACUCGGGCAGUGAAAUGGACUCCUUGGUGUCGACCGUCGUUAGGAGAGCUUCGGCUAGACGACGCAGGACGCCAGCGAACCCAGAGUGGGGCGUCAAUAGCGAACCGGGCGAGGCCAGCGAACCAGAGGCAGGUCGCAUGCGUCCCGAGGAUUACCGCCUCGUGUUUCUCAGUUCGGACUCCUCGUGCCGUGAGGACACGGAAGACUCCUCGUCAACGGCUUCCUCCGCCGCGCCACCAGUACCGGACGAUUGCGACUGGGACUACUUCGAGCCUGGCGCGGCGGCGGUGUUGCCUACACCUACACCUACACGUCAUAUUCCGCAACCUUGCCCGAGGCAGUGCUCGUGCGGUGCUGAACCCCGUAUAGUUGCUGUACCUGUACCUGUGCCAGUACCAGUACCUGCAGCCCUUUGGCCUGCGUUACUCGCGUUCCCUACUCAAGCUCCGCCGACUCCGCACUGGAAUACCUACCCGGGGUUCCCGCCUCUCGAUGCCGCAGCUCUCGCUCGGCUCACAACGGCCGCCGCCGUCGCCGUUACCGCCGCCGCCUCUGCCACUGCCAACGCAAAUGCAGCAGCAAUAUCUCAAACAAAGCACCUUACCAUGACUACCGUUGAAAAAACUGAUAAAGCCAUACAGUCGGAAUCGUCACAGUUGCCAGAGUCCCCCGAUAACGAUAACAUUGAUAACAGUAUUGAGCGGUCACUCGUAUGCGAUACCGCAGUUGAUAUUAAAGUAAUCGCGAAAGAAGACUCGGUUUCAGUGUUAUCGGCGCCAGCAGACGUAAUGCCUGACCACCUUGAUGCAGAACAGGCAUUCAAUUCUACUAAUGACUCUGAUGAUUCAAGUGAUUCCGAAAGAGGAGACACUCGAAGAAGCUAUGACUUGACUAGCGGAGCGCCUGACGAACCAGCGACAACCGACGAGGAUUCAGAUGAUUCAGGAGGAGGAGGAGGGCGAUUCUCCCGAGUUUUCGUGGUUAAUCCCGCCGACUCUUCGUCCGACUUAGAAGAUAAUGCUGAUAGUAGUGGAAUUGACUGUGACGAUUCUUUUGAUAAAAAAUCAGAAAACUUGGAGAUAGUUCCUCAGGACGUGUUAGUAGAUAAUAAUAAUAUUAGUAACGAAAAUGAAGAAUCUAGUAGCAGCUCGGAAAUUAACGACAACCCGCAAGUUGUGCUUUUGGAUUCUGUGAGUUUUUCAGAAGAGUAUUCUAUAAUUCCAUAUGGAAAUUACAAUGAAAUAACAAAUAAUGAAAACGUGGCGACAAGGUCUGAAUUCAAAAAGUUUUGCAACGAAAAUAUGUUGCAAAGUGAAACUUGUGAGGAAUUUAAUAGUUUUAGUGAAAAUUAUAGUCAAGAUAGCAUAGAUAAAAUAAAUAACAUCGAUAAUAACAUUGAUCAGCAAUUAAGCUUAUCUGAAAACUAUGAAUGUGACUCGUUGGAUAAAAUUUCUUAUACAGAAAGUGAUAUGAAAGUAAAAGUGCCAGUAGAAUUAUCGAGUGAAAAACGAAUUGAGAAAAAAACAAUAUCAGAAGAAAUUCCUUGUGUACUUUUGUCAAAAUUAUCACCUUCGCCGGAACCAAGCCAUGAUAAUUCAAAUACAGCGACUGUGGAAAAAAUUGAUUUAUUUAAAGGUAUUGAACGAACGCUCAGUGAACUAUUAAAGAAAGAAUUAUUAGAGGACCAAGAAGUGGAGAAAAUGCACGGUGCGCGGCCGGUUUGCCCCGAGGCGGAGGGGGGCGCGUGCACACCUGACGCGACAACAGUUUGCCGCUCGCGCACCGCCUGUACGGACGGCCACGCGCGCUUCACGAGUCGCGUUAUGAUAACGCACGACCGCGUCUCCGUCGUCACGUCGGAUACGACGCGGCUCAUGCGAGACAUCACAGUACAUCAUACAAAUUCGCAAAACGAGUCAGAACCGGGCACGCGGUCAGACGAAAACGACGAACGAAUAUCCGACGACGAAUCGCCACAGCCUUCAGGCGGAGUGACUGUCGUUAGCAAUUCCGAUACGCUCUCGGCGGUUGUGUGUCUCGAGGAGGGGCUCGCAGAUGACGACUCGUGGGUCGAGGACAUCAGCCAUGACGAAAACGAGGCCACAUCACCCUCGGACUCGGAUUCGGAAGAUGAAGCGACGUUACCUGCUCGGGGGGAUGAUUUUGCAUACUGUAGACGUUCCUUAGAUUUUACUUUACACACAAUUGUCGAAGAAAGCUGCGAAGAAAGCGAAACGGAACAAACGACAAAAAAACCGCGACCUAUUUCGGCAACUGAAUUAGAAAAAUACUUUUUCUUCGGUUUAGGCGAUGGGAGAAAUGUACGAGAUGACGAGGAAGCUUUAUCAGAAACGUCAAGUGUGUGCAGUGAAGGUGGUGAUUCAAUUGUGGAUAGUGAGCAACCAAAAAGGAAUAGUAGUGAUAACGAUGAAUUGGUAUCUUCACGCUUAGAAAAAUAUUUUCUAUCUGGAUUUAUGGGGUUCAACCAAGAAAACCGAGACUCGGAUGGUUCCGGUAGUGUUGGGAGUGAUAGUGAAGGUAAACAAAGCCCUGAACAUAGGAGAAAACGGUUAGUUCGCGCUCGAGGUACACCAAGGUCACAUUCGUCGUCUUUAGACAAUUUAUUAACGGGUGAGGAACCUUCACAAGAUGCACAAGAGGUUUCAGAUGGAUCUAGUACGGAAACUGAAGAUCGACACGACUCUUCUGAAAGGUUAGAUAUGCAAAGUGAUACAAAACGUAAAAAACAAAGCAAAAAAACGCGUGGUUCACCCGCAGAUGAGCGGCGGCAAUCGGUAGAGUUUACUGAGGAAACUCGUGAUGACACUAGAUCCGUUUCGGAAGGCGAAGAUGGUAGAUCUACGCCACGACCUGAGUUCCCACCGUUAGGAUCUGAACUAUCUGAAUCUAAGAAACAAACGAGUAGAGACAGUGGCUUUGUUGGCAGCUGUGACGACUUACUAAGAAAUGGGGACUCCAGUUCUGAUUUCGCAAGGUCUCAUGAACCUAAAACAGAACUAGAAGAAAUUAUCGAGGAAAUUCGGACGGAUUCGGAGGAACGCGUCGAAAGUUCUCCGUUACGGCCACCGCCGAGUCCUUUGUCGCGUAAAGAUAGCUUUAAUAAUUGGUCUUCAGAUGAAGAAACUAAUUUAAUGAUGACAAAAAUGCGUCAAUUUUUCAAACAAAUGAUAAACACGAAUAAUGUAAGAACAUCGACACCGGCUUCAUCUAAUUCAGAAAGCUCACGUCCCCCAAAACCUCCUCAGCUUUUAUAUUUUGAAAGUGAAUUAACACGAUUAAUGAAAACAGUGCCAGGCAUACGCGACGAGCAGGUUCGCGAAAUCGUUGAGUAUUUAUCAAGUGAAGAUACUUGGAGCGAUUCUUACGAUUCAUCUGAUUAUGCCGGCUCAGAUUUGGAGGGCACAUCGACGAAUAGAUCUGCUUUAAGAAAACAAAUAUCUGAGAGUUGUAGAGAAAUUAUUGACGAGUUUGAUAAGGGUAACAGUGAAGCUGGGUCGUUAGAGCGUGACGCGGCUGGGGCCUACCGCAGAUUGGCGGCAACGUUAGGUAGGGCAGGGGAAGGGUCCCCGCCCUUAUUCGGUAAAGUUAUGAGACACAUAGGAGGUCGGUUAGUGGCCUUAAUGCAUGAGGUAUCGGCUGGAGCGUCUCCGAGUACAGAUGAUGAUAGCGCUUCGGAGCCGGGGGCGUUAGCGAGGAGUCGGUCGCAUGAUAUACUAGAAGCGGCUGCGAGUAGGGGUAGUGUUGCGAGUGAUUGCGAACGGUUUUCUUGGCGGGGUAGUUUUGAAUCUGCUUUAUUGGCGGCGGAUUCCAGGGGAACACUGGGUGGCACAGGCUGUGAAGCGAGGCGAUCGCCAGCGGGCGCAGAGCUGGCUGCUCAACGAUCACAUUCGAGGAGUUGUGGUGCUAUAGCCGGCAGCGAAGAUCGUCUGUGGCGAGGGAGACGACGCGCUUCUGCUCCUGACGCUGAGUCGGAAGAAGAAGAGCGAGCGGGCUCCCUGCCUCGUCUCCCCUCGGUGACAGGCACUAGCACGGUACCAGCCGGUCCGGUUAAAUCGGCCCGGUACCGGGCGCCCGGUUUCCGUACCGCUACCCGGGCGGCAUCUGCACCUGGAUUACAUGCGCCCAGGAGACGGAGACCACCUCCCACCCCUCACCAACCGCCUCCAGCAGCACCGACUUCAGCGCCUAGCUUACAAGGUAGGAACAGAAUUUCUUUAUAAGCUAUUGUGCUAUUGUUUUUCAGGUUAUAGACUUAUAUUAGACCUCUUUUAGAUAGGUUUGUCAGGUCUUAUAAAUGAAAAUCCGGACAGACCAACUAAUUCAGUCGAAUUUUUGGUUAAAAGGGAAGUAAACCCUUAAUUUUGAUUGUGAAAUUUAUACAUAUGCAAAAUUAUCACAUUCUUUAUUACGUUAUUAAAUGGCAAUGUUAAUGUACCUAUCAACAUACUUAUCUAUAUCAUGCUAUCAAAAAAAUCUACGUAACAACACAAAUAACGUGACGUCACAUGCCACUUGAAUAUAAAGUUGCUUUAAUUUUAUGCAACAGAGUUAAAUCAUGUACCGACGCUUAAUGCAAGCAUGCAUACCAUAGAAUCAUGUCGUGGAAAUAGGAACGUUUACUUAUUGUUAUGGCUGACAUAUUAAUUUAUUUUAACUAUUAUAUUUGUAUUGGUUUAUUACUCUUUAGUUAUAUAUAUUAUAUAAACUUAAUUGAUUUAUUUUAAUAGUAAUUUUAGCGAGACCAAAUUCUCCGAUAGAUCAUUACUCAAUCAGACUAUAUUGCGUAACUUUAAAUAAUUAUGAAAGCAAUGAAUGAAAUCUCAGAGAAACAUUACAAUAAGAACAAAUAGAUGUGUUCUCAGUUAA
Messenger RNA from Diatraea saccharalis (sugarcane borer), 7051 nucleotides. The record is from the annotation of a GenBank genome assembly. Lineage: Eukaryota; Metazoa; Arthropoda; Insecta; Lepidoptera; Crambidae.